Hibiscus syriacus is the source of this 969-nucleotide messenger RNA. RefSeq lists its product as uncharacterized. Bases 90 to 599 code for a protein of 169 amino acids. Lineage: Eukaryota; Viridiplantae; Streptophyta; Magnoliopsida; Malvales; Malvaceae. The transcript is spliced from 2 exons. The record is from RefSeq and is a predicted model, not a curated record.
UUGAAUCUGAUGGGCAAUGGAGAAUUGUUGCACUACCCUUGCAAUAUUUUGAUCACACUAACCAUUUCGGAUCUAGAAAUCAGGAGAAUAUGAAUGACCUGCAUCUGAUCUCCUCUGCUUCUAUCAAUUCAUUUAUGGUUGAUGGACGGAAGAUGCAGAAAGGGCCUCGACCUGCGAUUACUUAUCCUGCCAAGUCAUUUAGAAGCAGAAGUUUCUCUGGAUCCAAUGUCCAAUAUCGAUUUCACAACAAGGCCUUUGCUAAUAAAGGAACUAAAUUUAAUGAAGUGUCAAACAAUUCUUCCUAUAAUAGUUUCAUCACUUGCUAUGAUUCCUCUGCAGUUAUAUCAAAAGAAUUUAAUGCUACUAAUCCAUCAGCCAUGUUCAUCAACUCUUCCGAGGAAGACAAGUCUAAAAAGAGAAAUUCACAGAAGAGGGCAAAAAGAAGGGAAAACAUAAAAAGAAACAGUCGUGUGAUGUUGGCUUCACAGAAUCAGAAGUUUACUCUCAGUAUACCCAUGGAAGUUCAGCAUCUGAAAUCUGAGUUGAUUUUGCAGACAGCAGCAGUGUCGCUGUUACAAGUUCUGGUUCACCAAAUAUAAGCACAUCUGACAUUGAUGAAGUGGAUAUAUCAGAAUUUGUUGUACCCUCUGAAGUUCAGAAGUUCCCGAGGGAGCAUCAUAUAAAUAAGUCUGAAAUGGGCUGUGAGGACUACCAACUUCCAGGUGUCAAGGAGAUAAGGAGGGGAAACAUCUUUCUCAUAUGGGCUCUCUUGAAGAUUUACAACCGAAAGAUUUCUCUGAUGUGCAUGAUUCUCUGGACUCUGUUUCUGUUGGUUCGAACUAUGAAGACAGUACAAAUGCUGUUAUUCUAAAGCCAUUUAACAAGAACAUCCUCGACCAGUUUCUGGUACCAAGAAGGGGUCCUCCUAUCAACAAAACACAUUAUUUAGCACUGUACAAACCCAUGAUU